AUGAAGACAACAGGUGCUGUGGGUCGCAGCGCGCGGCCGCGUGUGCUGCUGCGUGCCCAUGCAUCCCAUGGAGCCAUGCAGUCGCAGGGAGGCGCUGCUUUCGCCUGGGGCAGUCAGGCACAAACCUACUCGCCCUUGCCGCUCCGGGCUGCGACGUUGCAGCUGAGCAGCCAGGAUGAGGAUUUGUCGCCACGUUCACCAAGGACACCCCGGUCCAUCCCAUCACAAGGAGGAGCGCGGCUAGCUUGUUCGUCACCAGUGAGUGGAGAUGCCAGUUUUGGCUUGAAACACAGGGCUCUGUACUGCCGCUGGCAGACGAGGAUGAGGCUGGGUAUGGCUUGUGCUUGCUGCGACUUGAGUCGCUUCGCAGCUCCCAUUGGCAUGGCUGUGCCGCUGCUGCUUUAUGUGGCCUUGUGGAUCGUCUACUUCACCAGUGACAACGAAACGGUGCGGCCAACUCUGCUGCGUGUACUUCUGUGCUGCACCGCCGUGAUUGUGGCCGUGCCAAUAUUCGUCCUCGCUGCCAAGGCCAUCAUGGGCUCUAGGGUUGCGAAUGGAUUGAAAGCUCUGAGUGAUCUGGUACUGAAAAUGGAGUCGCGAGUGGAUUCAGUGUAUGUGGAUAUCCAUGAAGGCAUCAUCUGCAUAGACGGCCUCGAGCUUAAGAACCCUCAGAACCGCGAGUGGCGAUCUCCUUAUCUGCUAACUGCGAAGCGGAUUCGAUGUCACGUUCUCUUCCGCGACUUCGCAAAGUCCAAGUUCCGACACCUCACGGUGCAGGAGCUAAACAUCUCUGGUGUGGAGCUGAUGUACGAGAAGACAUUUGACUCCUCGAAUGUCAACGAUGUUCUGAACAAGAUUGCGGAGGUCAAGGACAAUCUCAAGCCUGAAAAGGACAACCCACCAAAGCUGACGUUUCGACGCGUCGUGGUUGAGGACAUUGCCGUGCGGCUGCAGGGGCUCGUUGCUGCCAUGGCCAACAUUACCACGGCUGAUCUGCGGUAUGAGGACUUCUCUGAAGAGGUGGGCCCGGUGGGCCCGGAAUUCCUGAUAGUUCUUUUGCUAAAGACAGUCCUGAAGUCGGCCUUGAGCAACCUGCUGGGCCUCAAUGCUUUUCGGAACUUGUUCGGUUACGGCUUCCACGACGAGCCCGCCUGA
Molecule: messenger RNA, 1155 nt
Organism: Symbiodinium sp. CCMP2592
Lineage: Eukaryota; Dinophyceae; Suessiales; Symbiodiniaceae
Source: the annotation of a GenBank genome assembly